CCACAUUUCGAUUCUGCUGUGUAAUCUGACUGCAUUUUCCCACGUGGAGACGCUUUAUUUUCUAGGGUUUUAUCGACAAAAAUCCCACCAGUCCGUCUCGACAGCACGACCGCGCAUAAGUCUAAAUGAACCCUAGUCGCUACAAGAUUGAGUAGCGCGGAGGUCACUGUUCCUAGAUGCUUAGACUUCCACUGUGGCAUGGAAUAGCGGCUUACCAGACACCUUUCGUCAUUGUCAGUGGAGGACUGAGGCUGCGACAGUGUUCUGGCCGUACGCCGUGCAUUGGAGUAAUGAGGCACCCAGCAGCGUCUGAGAACCCAUAAAACUACAGUCAGCUGUGCACUUAAUUUAGCUUUACGAUUCUGACC
Messenger RNA from Periconia digitata, 368 nucleotides. Lineage: Eukaryota; Fungi; Ascomycota; Dothideomycetes; Pleosporales; Periconiaceae. The record is from the annotation of a GenBank genome assembly.